This is a messenger RNA of Fusarium sp. VM40, 1131 nucleotides long. The record is from the annotation of a GenBank genome assembly. Lineage: Eukaryota; Fungi; Ascomycota; Sordariomycetes; Hypocreales; Nectriaceae.
AUGCAGCCCCGUCUUGAACGCCUCCAGCCCAUGCUCGGCAACCCUCUCUUCGAGAGUAUCCUCUGGGGCCACGAGUAUGACCUCUCCGGGCUUAACAACGAUCUUCGCGAGAGGAUUGAAUCCGGGCAGUUCAAACGCCUUGUCUUCUACGGCAUGGGAUGCUCAUCCGUCGUCUCCGACAUCGUGAAGGGGUUCUUCCUCAACCAGAAGAUCCCUCUCCACGUCCAGGUCAUCAACGACUACGACCUGGACUGGUUUGUGGACCGAAACGUCAUGAAAGACCCCACCACGCUUGCCAUCAUCGUGUGCUACAGUGGCUGGUCCGUCGAGCCAUGCCUCUUUUUCGACACCAUGCGCGAAAUGACUGGAAACAAGAACUUGGUCGUGCUCUCGGGCGGUGGGAAGAUCGCCCAGCUAUGCGAGGAACACAAGACUUCUAUCAUUUUAUACAAGCUCCGUCAUGCCGACCGCGAGUACCCUCUUUACCACGUGCAGCAGUUCUUCUCCAUUUUCCUUGACCUCUUCUACAAGCUCAAGCUCACUCCAUCUUCGUACCACGCCGAGCUUCAGGAUUCAGUCGACUUCUUGAAAUCCGAGUUCGACGAGGCAAAACUGAAGAAGGCGCAGGCUAUUGCGGACAAGUUGAGGGGUAGUCGAAUUGCGCUGCUGAGCACUGCGGACUGGUAUGUCACGCUGCUCAAGCAGACAACCAUGUUCUUGAACGAAAUUGCCAUGGUGCCAACGCAUAGAAACCUCCUUCACGAAUUCUCGCACACAGAGGUUGCGGCGUACUCGAACCCCGCAGAAAAGCAGGCCAUAAUUGUCUUCACGGACUCAAAUGCAGAUGACUACACCAAGGGCAAAGUCAAGACGCUUGAAGGCCUGUUCGGCAGCAAGGAUGUUCCUCAGAACGCCAACAUCGAGUUCGUCAAUAUCAACCUCGACCAGGACAACUUGUUCAAGAAGUUCUUCUACGGGCACUUCUUCAUGGUUUAUGUCGCGUACUACCUGGGAAUUCACUCGGAUGUGGAGGGACGAGACUUGAUCUCCAUCGCUGCGAAGAACCCCUGGUGGAGCCAACGCAAUAUCGAGCUACAUCCCAAGUGCGUCGAUAUCCCCUCGCAGCUCUAG